Zootoca vivipara (common lizard) is the source of this 1067-nucleotide messenger RNA. It is a transcript of the gene PTTG1IP2, whose product is annotated as PTTG1IP family member 2. The record is from RefSeq and is a predicted model, not a curated record. Gene Ontology annotation, biological process: protein import into nucleus. Lineage: Eukaryota; Metazoa; Chordata; Lepidosauria; Squamata; Lacertidae. Gene Ontology annotation, cellular component: cytoplasm; nucleus.
CAAGUAGUGCACGAGACUAUGCCGUUGCUCGCCGUGAGGCUGCCGGUGGUAGUGCGCUUGCGCAAGAGAAGGACCGAGCUGUUCCUUAAAUCACCUGAGGAGGGGAGUGGACGGGGCCGCGCAGGCCCGCCGUGAGGGGAGGAAGAUGAUGGAGCAGGAGACGGUCGCGCGGUGUUGGCAACCGCGGCGGCGGCUCUGGGCCUUCUGCCUGCCGUGCUGCUUCUUGCUGUGGUACCGCCCAGUGACAGGGAUGGAGUCCACCGCGUCGCCUUCGCCAUCUCCCGCUACGCCGUGUGCUGCUUUUACUCAAAAGACAUGUGAAGAAUGUGUAAAAAAUACCAAAUGUCUUUGGUGCAGUGUCAAUUCCACUUGUAUGGACUAUCCUGUGAGGAAACUCAUUCCACCAUCUUCACUGUGUAAACUUACAGACGCUUAUUGGGCAGUUUGCUGGGCCAGCUUUGAGGCUAUGAUCAUCAGCAUUGCAGUUGUAGCAGGCUUCCUUCUCCUCCUUAUAGGAUGUUGCUGUUGUUACUGCUGUCGCAGACGUCGUUCUAGAGGGCGACCGUCUGAAGAAGAAGAAAGAUUUAUCAGAGAUCGGGAAGAAAAAAGAUUGCAGUCACUUCAGCGAAAACAUGAAAGAAAAGUGAAACAUGAUGAGAUACGGAAAAAAUAUGGUCUCCUUCAGGAUUCUGACCAUCCAUAUAGCAGAUAUGAGAAUGAAUGAAAAUGGAUGCUACUGUGUCUUCUUAAAGAUGGCAAAAAUGUGAAGUUGAUUUUCUGGUUCCAGUUUAAAUCACCAAAUAUGUGCAUAAAUGCUUAAUAGAAAAUGUUCUUCCCCCCCCUUUGUAAGCAGCAUUCUGUUUGUGUAUGUAAUUUUUUUCUAAUACAUAUAGAACACAUCUCUUCCCCCAUCCCCUGUUCCUUUUCUAGACCUCUUAUUUAAUGGAAUGUGAGUUGAGUACAGAAAUAACAAUCAUGUCAUUUCCCCUAACACUCUAACCUUUAUAAAACAAAGAUAUCAUCGUCUUUUCCACAUAAUGCUAAAUAAAGACCUCCUUUAAAUCUGU